CCAAAUGCCCUGAAAUCACGAACGCGAGCCAAGUCCUCGACACACCUCCAACUCACCCACUCACACUUGCGGGCGGGCCACGAAAGCUGCAUUGCGCCCCCCCGAGUUUCGAGUUCCGCAACACUCACAAAAAAGACAAAACAAAAUGGCAGCCGCGGCCCCCGACACGUCGACGCUCACGAGCUCCGAGCAGGUCUUCACCUCGCACACGCUGCCCCAGAUCCGGGCGAUCCACAAGGCGCUCCACGUCCAGAUCGACGACAAGUCGGCGCGCCUGCGGACGCAGGUGGGCAACAGCUACCGGGAGCUGCUGGGCACGGCGGACACCAUUGUCGCGAUGCGGCACGAGAUGCGCGACGCGCAGGAGAUCCUGGGCGGGAUGGGCGCCGUGUGCGGCCGGGCCGUGAUCGGCGGCAAGGUCAAGAGCGUCAGCCGCUUCCGCGAGCGGAGGGACCAGGCGUCGGAGCUCGGCGUCGUCGCGAGGUGUCGCCUGCUCGAGGCCUGCGGGCUGACGGUAAACAGGCUCAUGAAGAGAACGGGCGGCGCUGGGGAUAAUAACACCGUGUUGGCAGAGGCAUCAGCUGGGGGCAGGACGGGGACGAGGGGUGGCAGGCUGGUGCUGGCUGCCAAGGUCCUUGUGCUGGGACGCCUGCUGGUCUCGAGCUUUGGUAGUGGCCACGACGACACGACACGAGCGGAUGUCAAAGAGGCAAUCGAGGCGGCCAAGAAGUCACUAGCCAGCCUGCGCCGCCGGCUGCUGAAGAGCAUCGACCGGCUUUUGGAAAAGGUCGGCACCCCGACGAGCCGCGCCGAGAUUCUCAACGCCAUGUGCGCGUACAGCCUUGCUUCAAGCUCGGGGGCGAGGGAUGUCAUGUUCCACUUUCUCAAUGUACGGGCCAAGGUUCUGGCAUUCGAGUUCAAUCUAGACGAGCAUGACGCGCACAAGGGGUCGGAGAAUGUGCUCAGGGGCCUCGAUCUGUACACUGGAACAUUACUAGACGUCCAGGCUCUGAUCCCCAACAAGCUUUCCGAGGCGCUGGCAGCGCUCAAGAGAAACCCGUUGCUCUCGGACGAUUCGCUUAAGCUUCUGGAGACUCUACGCCUGGAUAUCUACGAGAGGUGGUGCGGAGACGAUAUCCAUCACUUCACCCCAUUCAUACAACACAACGACCUCGAGGGCAGCCAGGCCAGAGAAAUGCUGCAUGCCUGGGCGGGUAAAGGCGGCGAAACAUUGUUGUCAGGCACCAAGGACACGCUCGAGCACACCUCUGAGUUCAAGGGCAUCAUUGACCUACGGACACGGGUUCUGCAGCACUGGAUCAAGAAUGGAGGCAAGGCGAAAGGUUUCGACCCGUCCGUUGUCCUGGGUGGGCUCCGAAAAGUCAUCAAUGAGCGGCUGCUUGCACUUCUUGACACCAAGGUCUCCAAGCUCCGGCUGGUGGGUUCAGAGGUCUCGGCCACGCUCGAGAGCUGGAAGACAGGGCAGACAGAUCGCCAGCUUGAGCUCUGGGGCAGCGACCUUCUCGACAUUGAUGCCUCCGAAAACGCCAGCCACCUGACGCAAGCCGUCAUCUCGCGACUGCACGGACGCAACGAGGCUGUUUCACGGGCAGUCACAUCCUACCAGUCCUGGUUCCAGCUGAUUGACGACGUGGGCGGGCUAGUCGAGCACCUCAAGAAACAGCGCUGGGACAACGACGUCGAGGAGAUCGAGGACGAAGAGGUGAUUGAGCAGCGGCAGAAGAUGCUGAGCAAGGACGACCCGGAACAGCUGCACCAGCAGCUCGACUCGUCCCUGAGCGAAGGCUUCCGUGCCCUCGAUGCGCACCUGUCCUCCCUGUGGCGGGCACAGAGCGAUGGCGAGAGCAGCGGCUUCGUUGCAAUGUACCUGCUCCGGAUACUCCGCGACAUCCGCGCCAGCCUGCCGGAGCUGGACGCGCUCAAGGACUUUGGCCUCGCCAACAUCCCCGAGCUGCACGACAAGCUGGCGGGGUGUGUCGCCGGCUCGUCGAUCGAGGCGUUCGCGGCCGCGACGCUGCCGAAGCGCAAGGUCGUCGGGCGCGCGCUGUGGGAGGGCAGCCCUCACGCCGCGCUGCCGGUCAACCCGUCGCCUGGUAUCUUCAGGUUGCUGCGAGAUCUGAUGAAGUCUAUGGGCGACGCGGGGCUGGACUUGUGGACGCCCGCUGCGGUGCGGGCGCUCAAACGCACGUUUGCGCAGCGGCUGGUCGUGGUUUGGCGCGAGGAACUGGCGUCAGCGGCCAAGACAAACGGUGUCGAGGAAUGGGCACACGGACAGGACAGCAGUGUUGCCACAGCCACUCAGGACGGCGAAGGGCCAGAUAAGGAGCCCCCGAAUGACCCAGAAGACACGUCCGCGUCAGCCGAGGCCAGUCUCACGGAGGCCGCCGCGCCUGGCGACGCGGCUGCCGCCUCACCCCAGACGACGGAGAACGGCCUCAGCGAAGAGCUGCUGAUCCAGUGGGUAUACGAUAUCAAGUAUCUCGAGCAGUGUCUCCGUGUAGACGGUGCUGGUAGUGCCGGUGGUGGUGGCCUGGCGGAGCUGGCCGAUGAGGUAGCUGGUCGUGCUGGGUUGGAUAAUGAGGCGCAGAACAAGCUGAGCAAGGCUUCGGCGGAGUAUUGGAAGCGGAGCAGCUUGCUGUUUGGGCUUUUGGCAUGAUGUUGUUGCUGCGGGAAGGAUGGGUUGUACGGAAUUUCAGGUGGUCGCUUGGAGAAGUGAGUCUAGGCGAGCCUAGCAGCAGCAGCAGCAGCAGCAGUAGCCAUACGAGCAAAUAGAGCAAGCACUUGAAGCACUAUCCAUCCAAUCUAAGAUCUGCUGGAUGGCGAUAUGCAAGACC
Microdochium trichocladiopsis is the source of this 2855-nucleotide messenger RNA. RefSeq lists its product as uncharacterized. NCBI's taxonomy places the organism in Eukaryota, Fungi, Ascomycota, Sordariomycetes, Xylariales, Microdochiaceae. The transcript has a single exon. The coding region runs from base 146 to 2677 and encodes 843 amino acids. Gene Ontology annotation, cellular component: COG complex; Golgi apparatus. Gene Ontology annotation, biological process: intra-Golgi vesicle-mediated transport. The record is from RefSeq and is a predicted model, not a curated record.